AUGCGCGAAGAAACUGAUCCCUCUUCCCCUAUGGUAGCUCCCAACUCCACCCUCCCUGGAAAAUUUUCAGGAUAACACUUCUUUGCACAGAGUGCAGGUCGGGCGUCAACAGUCCUCAGAGGUAAGCGUGGUGAGUGGCGUCCCACAGGGCUCAGUCCUAGGUCCCACGUUAUUCCUCGUUUUCAUAAAUGACUGCAUCAAGGACUUAGACUGUGAUACCAUCCUGUUUGCCGAUGACAUUAAAUUGUGGAAAGUUAUUCACAAUGCGGCAGACGCAGACCACCUGCAAGCAAACCUGAACAUGCUCGAAGACUGGUCGAAGCGCUGGCUUAUGCCCUUCAAUAUAAGCAAGUGCAACUUUCCUCAACUAGGCAGCUUCAGAGCCUCCAGCCCCAGGACUUACUUCCUAGAGGGCACACCCCUGCAACAGGUUGACAGUCAGAAGGACUUGGGUGUAUGGAUUAUAUCUUCACUCGAACCAACACUGCACUGCGCGAAGGCGGCUAAAUCGGCUAUGGCUACACUGCAACUCAUUAAGCGAGCAUUUAUGGAAUUUGAUCCAGACAGCUUUUCAAAAAUAUUUGGCACCUACGUGAGGCCUCAUCUAGAAUACGCCAUACAGGCCUGGAGACCUUGGACUGCCAAGGACUAUACCGUUUUGGAGAAGGUCCAGAGACGGGCGACCAAAAUGACACAAGGUCUGGGAGCGCUGUCUUACGAAUCUCGACUGUCAACUCUCAACCUGUUUCCACUUUCCAACAGGCAAUUACGUGGUGACCUUAUACUUGCAUUUCGCAUUAUCAACGGCCUAGACUGUUGUUUAGAUCCCAUUGAUUAUUUCACACAAGCUAACACGCCCAAUUUGCGCGGUCAUCCCCUAAAACUACGCGCCGGGAAAGCAAGGAUCAAUGGAAGAAAGUUCUUUUUCAGUCACAGAGUGGUUGCAGCGUGGAAUGCCCUGCCCACCGAUGUUGCAACCUCCUCCUGUGUGAAGUCCUUUAAGUUUAGACUUUACGCGCAUCAAGCCUCCUAG
Spirometra erinaceieuropaei is the source of this 1033-nucleotide messenger RNA. The record is from the annotation of a GenBank genome assembly. NCBI's taxonomy places the organism in Eukaryota, Metazoa, Platyhelminthes, Cestoda, Diphyllobothriidea, Diphyllobothriidae.